Thlaspi arvense is the source of this 1318-nucleotide messenger RNA. The record is from the annotation of a GenBank genome assembly. NCBI's taxonomy places the organism in Eukaryota, Viridiplantae, Streptophyta, Magnoliopsida, Brassicales, Brassicaceae.
AGCAAUAAAUCCAACCAUGGCGGCUUCUGCUUAUCUAUUGAUCCUACUCUUCUUCUUGUCUUUACAUGCUCUUCAUCUAGCAAAGUCUCAACCGUUUAUCGGAGUAAACUACGGCCAGACCGCCGAUAAUCUUCCGCCACCGUCAGCAACUGCAAAGCUUCUUCAAUCCACAACUAUCCAAAAAAUCCGACUUUACGGAACCGACCCGGCUAUAAUCAAGGCCCUAGCAAACACAGGGAUCGAGAUCGUCAUAGGAACAGGUGACGUAAACGGUUUAGCAUCAGACCCGAAUUUCGCCCGGAGCUGGGUCGAAACCAACGUGGUCCCUUAUUACCCGGCGAGCAAGAUCACUCUCAUCACCGUGGGCAACGAGGUCACAAUGUACGGUGACCGCAAUCUCAUGUUACAGCUCCUACCGGCUAUGAAAAAUGUCCAAAGUGCCCUCGAGGUGGCAUCUCUCGGUGGCGGCAAAAUCAAGGUCUCGACGGUACACACAAUGUCGGUUCUGGGCCAGUCCGACCCUCCUUCAGCCGGGGUAUUCGAACCGGGCCAUGCUGAUAUAUUGAAGGGGUUGCUAGAGUUUAAUAGGGAGAACGGGUCGCCUUUCGCGGUUAACCCAUACCCAUUUUUCGCUUACCAGACCGACCCGAGACCGGAUACGUUGGCGUUUUGCUUGUUUCAGCCUAAUCCUGGGCGUGUCGAUCCCAACAGCAAGAUCAAGUAUAUGAAUAUGUUCGAUGCUCAGGUUGAUGCGGUGUAUUCAGCUUUGAACUCUAUGGGGUUCAAGGACGUAGAGAUAAUGGUGGCCGAGACUGGGUGGCCGUAUAAGGGAGACCCGGACGAGGCUGGCACAAACAUUGAGAACGCUAGAGCUUACAAUAAAAACCUAAUCGCUCAUUUGAAAUCCAUGGCAGGGACGCCGUUGAUGCCCGGGAAAGUUAUCGACACCUACUUGUUCGCAUUGUACGACGAAAAUCUCAAGCCCGGGAAAGGUUCUGAACGAGCCUUUGGCCUGUUCAAACCUGAUCUAACCAUGACUUAUGAUAUUGGGCUCACCAAGACUGCCAAUAACCAAAGUUCCAUGGCUCCACAGUCGCCAAGGCAACGUCUCCCACCCGCCGCUUCUCCGACGAGUCAAAACUUACCUUCUCCGCCGCAAAUGAUCCUUCCUUCACCUACUUCUCCAUCCGACAAAAAUUCUGGACAAACCGAUGUUCACAAUUCUACUCCACGCUCUGCUUCUCUAGCUCACUUAUGUUGUUCUCUUUCUAUUUCGACAACGAUGUUGUUUGUCUCUAUUUUGUAUGCAUUUAUCAUA